Molecule: messenger RNA, 934 nt
Organism: Radiomyces spectabilis
Lineage: Eukaryota; Fungi; Mucoromycota; Mucoromycetes; Mucorales; Radiomycetaceae
Product: phosphotransferase KptA/Tpt1
Exons: 4
Coding region: 243-842 (199 amino acids)
Biological process (GO): tRNA splicing, via endonucleolytic cleavage and ligation
Molecular function (GO): tRNA 2'-phosphotransferase activity
Source: RefSeq, a predicted model, not a curated record
UCUGAUAAAAUAGAAAUAAGAUCUUCGAAGAAUAAAAAAGCGUGUUAGGAGAGCGUAACAAAGAUCCGUAUUGCCAUUUGAAGUAAUUUUUCUUCACCAUUCAAAUGACGAGAACAAGUGAGAAACCAAAAAAAAGAGGUGCAAUGAAAGCGGAGAGAGAAAAAAUAGAAAAAGGGGACUAGGUAUUCCCAAAUGUCCAUGUUGUUCUUCCCAUUCGUGAAAGCUUUUGUUGUCCUUAUCCAAUGGAACCAGCUCAGACGGUACGAUUAUCGAAAACACUAUCGUAUAUUCUGCGUCAUGGUGCCGUGAAAGAAAAGCUUAAUAUGAGAUCGGACGGCUAUGUUGCUCUUAAUGAAUUGCUAGCCAGACCGAAACUUAAGGGCGUAACACAAGAGCAAGUCGAACAUGUCGUCAAGACGAACGACAAACAACGAUUUCAUCUGAAAUGCGAAGACGAUCAGUGGUGGAUACGUGCUAAUCAAGGUCAUUCACUGAAAGUGAAGGACAUGGACCUGGAACUGUUGACAGAUCCCUUGGAAACGUGUAUCCAUGGCACCAAAUUGGUACAUUGGAAUGCUAUAAAGAAUGAGGGACUCCACAAAAUGGGGCGGAAUCACAUUCAUUUCUCCAUCGGAUUACCGGCCGAUGCUUCCGUCAUUAGUGGUAUGCGAUCUAAUAGCGAAGUGUUUAUCUACAUUGAUAUGGCCAAGGCGAUGGCAGAUGGUAUCAAGUUUUAUCGAUCGAGCAACAAAGUGAUUCUGACAGAAGGAGUUGACGGCACUUUACAACCUACUUACUUUGCACGUGUUAUUGAUUGUCACGGUCAAUCAUUAUUGGAAUAAUCUGAUCCGUAUUUUUCCUUUUGCGUUUUACUUGCUACGAUUCGAUGAGGAAUCCAUGACGUGACAGAAAGAAAGGGAAGAAAGCGAGAGCC